AGGGUCCCAACGGGGCGCUCACUCCGGGCUAGCCGGGCACGCUUGCCGUCCUGGGCAGGCUGGAUCCCCGUAGAGCGUCGCUGCCGCUCAGUACUGCGGGAGUGAGGCGUUGCCACGCCCUAAGCGGAUGGCCAGGGCUCGAGGCCACCCCCCGAGGCGGGGGGGGUGGGGGGCUUUCUUUGAUUUUUGCUGUACCUCACACGGACGCUCGGCCACCCCCGAUUUCGUCUCCUGCUCUGCCCACCCGGUCGCCGGGGAGGCGUGGUGUGUCUGUCUGCGGGGCAGCGCGCUCAACUAGGGUGGGGCCGGGCGACGCGGAGAAUGGAUUUUGCUUGGUUGAACCGGAGUCUGGCUGCGGAGAGGGGGAGGGGGGAUAGGAGAGCGAUUGUCGCGCGGUCGAAGUACGUGCUUUGGCUGUAAAAUACCCCUCCUUGAAUUCUGCCCCACCCCCUUCCCGCUGGCCCGAGUCCCCUGCGCACCCAGCCGCAGCCUCCGUCGGCGGUGAACCCGUAGCCCAGCCCAGCUGCUGCCGCUCGUACCUAGAAACCCUCUGCCACAGGGUGGGCGCCUAGCGCCUUCCUCCUCCCAUGGGGACCCCAGCCUCCUGCCACGAGCAGCUGUUCUCCCGGGAAACGCCCAAUUUCCAUUUUUCUGACCCUGGAAAACCCAAGCCCUGCAGGCUGUGCCCCGGUCAGGCGGCCCUAAAAGCUCCCGAAGAUUUGGUUGUCGCAACUGAGUGGAAGGUUUUUUAUUGUGAGGUGCGUCUCUGCGGUUGGCUAAAUGCAGCCUUCUUCUUGUCGCAGUUUUGGGAGGUCAUCAGUGAUGAGCAUGGUAUCGACCCCACUGGCAGUUACCAUGGCGACAGUGACUUGCAGCUGGAGAGAAUCAAUGUCUACUACAAUGAAGCCACUGGUAACAAAUAUGUACCUCGGGCCAUCCUGGUGGAUCUGGAGCCUGGCACCAUGGACUCAGUCAGGUCUGGGCCAUUUGGCCAGAUCUUCAGGCCGGACAACUUCGUGUUCGGCCAGAGUGGUGCCGGCAAUAACUGGGCAAAGGGCCACUACACAGAGGGAGCAGAGCUGGUGGACUCCGUGCUGGAUGUGGUGAGGAAGGAGUCUGAGAGCUGUGACUGUCUCCAGGGCUUCCAGCUGACCCACUCGCUGGGGGGUGGCACGGGGUCCGGGAUGGGCACGCUGCUCAUCAGCAAGAUCAGGGAGGAGUACCCCGACCGCAUCAUGAACACCUUCAGCGUUAUGCCUUCUCCCAAGGUGUCAGACACCGUGGUGGAACCCUACAAUGCCACCCUCUCUGUCCACCAGCUGGUGGAGAACACCGAUGAAACCUACUGCAUUGACAAUGAGGCCCUGUAUGAUAUAUGUUUCCGCACCCUGAAACUGACCACCCCCACAUAUGGGGACCUCAACCACCUGGUGUCGGCCACCAUGAGCGGGGUCACCACCUGCCUGCGUUUCCCAGGCCAGCUGAAUGCAGACCUCCGCAAACUGGCCGUGAAUAUGGUGCCCUUCCCCCGGCUGCACUUCUUCAUGCCCGGCUUUGCCCCCCUGACCAGCCGGGGCAGCCAGCAGUACCGGGCCCUGACCGUUCCUGAGCUCACCCAGCAGAUGUUCGACUCCAAGAACAUGAUGGCUGCCUGCGACCCCCGCCAUGGCCGCUACCUGACGGUGGCCGCCAUCUUCCGGGGCCGCAUGUCCAUGAAGGAGGUGGACGAGCAGAUGCUCAACGUGCAGAACAAGAACAGCAGCUACUUCGUGGAGUGGAUCCCCAACAACGUGAAGACGGCCGUGUGCGACAUCCCACCCCGCGGCCUCAAGAUGUCCGCCACCUUCAUCGGCAACAGCACGGCCAUCCAGGAGCUGUUCAAGCGCAUCUCCGAGCAGUUCACCGCCAUGUUCCGGCGCAAGGCCUUCCUGCACUGGUACACGGGCGAGGGCAUGGAUGAGAUGGAGUUCACCGAGGCCGAGAGCAACAUGAACGACCUGGUGUCCGAGUACCAGCAGUACCAGGACGCCACGGCCGACGAGCAAGGGGAGUUCGAGGAGGAGGAGGGCGAGGAUGAGGCUUAAAUUCAGAACUGAAAGCAGGUUAGGGAAAGAUGUAGGAGGAAAGCUAGGGGGAGGGGGGCGAACGGGUGAAAUCUCUGGCAGUUGAAGAAGCAUGGUAUAUUUAGGUGUGCACUAGGUCUCUGGUGCUCUUCACUGUUGCCUGUCACUUUUUCCCCCCUUUUUUAUUUUAUUUUAUUUUUUGUAAUAUUGAUUACAUCAGUGUAACAUUUGCAAUGUCUCUUAACUAGUGUUGUAAUGGCUAAAAUCACAUAAACGUUUGUGUCCUUGA
Loxodonta africana (African savanna elephant) is the source of this 2352-nucleotide messenger RNA. Its product is annotated as tubulin beta-2B chain. The transcript has 3 exons. Gene Ontology annotation, biological process: microtubule cytoskeleton organization; mitotic cell cycle. Lineage: Eukaryota; Metazoa; Chordata; Mammalia; Proboscidea; Elephantidae. Gene Ontology annotation, molecular function: structural constituent of cytoskeleton; GTP binding; GTPase activity. The record is from RefSeq and is a predicted model, not a curated record. Gene Ontology annotation, cellular component: cytoplasm; microtubule. Bases 588 to 2084 code for a protein of 498 amino acids.